Molecule: messenger RNA, 1482 nt
Organism: Cyphellophora attinorum
Lineage: Eukaryota; Fungi; Ascomycota; Eurotiomycetes; Chaetothyriales; Cyphellophoraceae
Product: Hydroxyacid-oxoacid transhydrogenase, mitochondrial
Exons: 1
Coding region: 1-1482 (493 amino acids)
Cellular component (GO): mitochondrion
Molecular function (GO): metal ion binding; alcohol dehydrogenase (NAD+) activity
Source: RefSeq, a predicted model, not a curated record
AUGUCUUUCUCUCCUGCAAUCCGAGUCGCAAGGACAGCUGCACAGCGGUCCUCCUCGCUCCUACGAGCUGUACAAUUCACACAUCCACCAACCUGCCCCUGCCACUCGAAUCCCAAUCAUCAUCAUGGACCAGCCGUCUUCGGCGAAGCUCGUCGCCGGCUGGCCACGCCGAUUGACCAUUCGCGGAGCAAGGACUAUGCCUUUGAGAUGGCAGCGAGCUCGAUCCGAUUUGGCCCUGGGUGCACCAAAGAGGUCGGAAUGGACAUGCAAAAUCUGGGCGCAAAGCGAGUCUGCGUAGUGACUGAUGCGAACGUCACUAAGCUCGACGCAAUGAAACAAGUCGUGGAGGGUCUGAACAAGGCAGGCAUCGAGUUCACCGUGUACGACAAAUGCCGUACCGAGCCAAAGGAUUCAUCGAUCAAAGAGGCAAUCGCUUUUGCGAAGCCGUACCAACCUGAUGCUUUCCUAGCUGUUGGUGGAGGCUCGGUCAUCGACACUGCUAAGCUGAUGAACUUGUACACGUGUUUUCCAGAUGCAGACUUUCUGGACUUUGUCAAUGCGCCGCUCGGGAAGGGCUUACCUAUCACAGGUAAACUGCUUCCGCUCGUUGCCGUCCCGACUACGGCUGGAACUGGUUCUGAGACGACUGGCACGGCCAUCUUUGACCUGGUCGAGAAAAAGGCAAAGACUGGCAUUGCGCAUCGCAACCUGAAACCAACACUCGGCAUAUGCGAUCCGAUCAACACGAGAACCAUGCCGUCUGCCGUCCACGCCUCAUCUGGACUGGACGUUCUGUGUCACUCACUGGAAUCAUGGACGGCCAUUCCCUACCACGAGCGGUCGCCUCGACCAGAAAACCCCAUCAACCGACCUGCAUAUCAAGGUGCCAACCCCAUUUCCGAUAUCUUCUCGUUGAAGGCCUUGCACUCCACUGUAAAGUACCUGCCGCGAGCAGCCAAAGAUCCAGACGACUUCGAAGCACAAAGCGAAAUGUUGCUUGCUGCGACCCUGGCGGGUGUCGGCUUCGGAAAUGCCGGUGUCCAUCUGUGUCACGGUAUGAGCUAUCCCAUCAGUGGGCAGAACCCUGGCUACAAGCACGCUGGCUACCAGAUUGAAAGCAAUAUCAUUCCACAUGGUGUCAGUGUGGCAGUAACGGCUCCAGCAGUGUUCAAAUUUACCGGUGCAAGCAAUCCUGAACGGCAUUUGGCCGCGGCUGAAGCGUUUGGUGUGGAUGUGUCUCAAGUGAAGAAGGAAAGCGCUGGUGAGGUGCUCGGCGAGGCUAUACAGAAAUUCUUAGUCGAUUUGGGCGAUCAGCCGCGCGGCUUGAAGCCGCUUGGAUUUACGGAGAGCCAUAUUGAUGAGCUCGUGGAGGGAACGUUACCUCAAAGGAGAGUCUUAAUGCUGGCGCCGAAUCUGAGCGAGGAGGUGAAUGAGGAGAGGGAACAACUUCGCAAUCUGUUCACAGAGGCCCUUGAAUAUUAG